UGAUCAAUCAAAGAUGGCUUAGUUGUAGUGUUUGUUGCAGACGGAUUACGAAUGGAAUCAUUUCUAAGACAUCAAGCCAACCGUACCGAAUUUUUAAGGAAAAUAAUUCUUUCUGAAGGAGCAUUUGGAAUAUCUUACACACGAGUUCCAACCGAGUCAAGGCCAGGACAUGUAGCUUUAUUUGCAGGAAUGCAUGAAGAUCCUAGUGCAGUUUUCAAAGGAUGGAAAGAAAACCCGGUGGAGUUUGAUUCCGUUUUCAACCGUAGUAACUUUGCAUAUAUUUGGGGUAGUCCCGAUAUAGUUUCUGUUUUUUCGUAUGGAGCGGAAAAUAAAAAUAUUCGAACCGAUUCAUAUUCGCCUAACAUAGAAAGUUUUUCUCCAACCUCCAAUACUAGUGUUUUAGAUAUAUGGGUUUUUGAAAAAGUGAAGGAAUUUCUUUCUACAUCGGUAAAUCGUAACAUCAUUUCAACGGAAGAAAAAGUUAUUUUAUUUCUACACCUAUUAGGAUUAGAUACUGCUGGGCAUGUACACAAACCAUAUUCAAAUCAUUUUUCAGAAAAUUUAAAAAUUGUGGACAAAGGCAUUCAGGAAAUUGCAACUUUGAUCGAUAAAACCACAAAUCACGAUAAUAAAACUGCUUUUAUAUUCACCUCUGAUCAUGGCAUGACGGAUAGAGGAUCGCACGGAUCGGGCGAUUUUACUGAAACUGAAACCCCUUUCAUUGCGUGGGGUGCUGGAAUUCAACACUGGGAAAAGGCCUCGAUCGGUGAAAACUUCAAAAAUGUAACUUUUGAUGAAGUAACUAUUCCAUCGUGGGACUUAAAUCAAACAGAUGUGACUCCUUUGAUCUCAACUUUACUAGGAAUAGCAAUACCAAAACAAAAUUGUGGAAAAAUACCCCUUCAUUAUUUGAAUGCAUCGAAGGCAUUCACUGCUCGUUCAAUGGAGAAGAAUGUCGAACAACUAUACCAGCAAUAUUACCGUUGGCAACAAAAAUGCAGUCAAAAAUGGUUUCAAUGGUCGUUUUUUAAACAGGAAACUGUUUAUUCUACUUUGAUUGGUAAUCUGAAAAAGGAUAUGAAUAUAACUGCCAAUACUCAAAAUUUUGAGCAAAUGAUUACUCUAAGUGAACUGUUGGUAGAUGUAAUACUAGAGGCAAUUGAGUAUUAUCAAACAUAUUACAAGUAUGAAUUAUUAUUCGUGCUAUCAGUCGCAAUGUUGGGUUGGAUUUCAAUCAUAAUAGGAAAAAUUUUUUUUAACGGUAAAUCGUUUAGAAGAGUUAGUGUCCGAUUUAUCUCAAGAACGAUGGCAAUUAUAUUUAUUAUUUGCAUAUACCAUACAUGUAAGUUUAUGUAAUUUUUAAGGUAAGGA
Malaya genurostris is the source of this 1371-nucleotide messenger RNA. Its product is annotated as GPI ethanolamine phosphate transferase 1-like. The transcript is spliced from 7 exons. Lineage: Eukaryota; Metazoa; Arthropoda; Insecta; Diptera; Culicidae. Bases 52 to 1356 code for a protein of 434 amino acids. Gene Ontology annotation, biological process: GPI anchor biosynthetic process. The record is from RefSeq and is a predicted model, not a curated record. Gene Ontology annotation, molecular function: mannose-ethanolamine phosphotransferase activity. Gene Ontology annotation, cellular component: endoplasmic reticulum membrane.